Molecule: messenger RNA, 1288 nt
Organism: Coprinopsis cinerea okayama7#130
Lineage: Eukaryota; Fungi; Basidiomycota; Agaricomycetes; Agaricales; Psathyrellaceae
Exons: 3
Coding region: 41-1288 (415 amino acids)
Biological process (GO): CDP-diacylglycerol biosynthetic process; cardiolipin biosynthetic process
Cellular component (GO): mitochondrion
Molecular function (GO): phosphatidate cytidylyltransferase activity
Source: RefSeq, a predicted model, not a curated record
CUAAUCUUUCCCGGUUUCUCUGCGCAAGACGCCAGCAACGAUGUUGGCCGCCGUGAAGCGCACCAACAGUGUUUCGCGAAUCCGCGUCCUCGCUGUUCGUCCCUACGCAACAGAAACUGUCUCAACACCGACGUCAGAUUUACCUCCGCCCUUCCCUUCGCCGUCAUCCCCCAAGAACUCAAAGAUCCGCUUGUACCCAAGGCCCCGGCCAGCAGUCUCCCAUAAACAUUCGCCGCUCCCAAAGUUGCCACCCUCGUUUGGCAGCAACCAGCUCUUGCCCGUCUCCAACUCGACCCGCGCACUCCUCGAGUCUAUUGUCGCAAAGUUCGACGCGCCGAUUCGCUAUGCGUUCGCCUAUGGAUCGGGAGUGUUUGAGCAGGACGGGUAUGCGGAGAAGAAGAAGGAAGGCGCAGAGGGCCCGAUGCUGGACUUCAUGUUCGCCGUAACCCACCCCGCCCACUUCCAUUCUAUCAACAUGCACCAAUUCCCCAGUCAUUACCCCCUCCAUGCACGUAUGUUUGGAUCUUCAUACGUUUCUCGGGUGCAAGACAUUGGACCAGGAGUCUGGUUCAACGCGUAUGUUCCAAUGAAUGGAGUGACCAUCAAGUACGGUGUCACGACUGUGGAUAACCUCUGCGCCGACCUUCUCAACUGGAGAACGCUCUACCUCGCGGGGCGGAUGCACAAACCCCUACGCAUUAUCAAGGAUGACGCACGGGUUCGCCUCACCCAGCAAGUGAACCUCACAUCAGCCCUUCGAGCCGCCCUCCUCUCCCUGCCUUCGUCUUUCUCCGAAACCGAGCUCUUCGAGAGGAUAGCUGGUUUCAGCUACAUCGGCGACCCGCGCAUGCUCCUUCCCGCAGAAAACCGCGGAAAGGUCGGAAACAUUGUCCGAAAACAACGGCCGCAGUUCCGCGAAUUAUACUACAGAUUGGUAUUGGGCUUGCCGGGAGUUCAUUGGUCUUCUUCAUCAGAGAUCAUUGAGCAGGACACGAGCCCCAACGCCAGAGCUGCUCAUCUCAGGAAGCUGCCGGUCGGACUCCUGAAUCGCGUGAAACAGAAUUACGAGAGCAAGGGCUUUGGCAAGGACGUGGAGCAGGACGAGACUGCGUUUUGGGUCAAGAUGGCGGGAGACGAACAAUUGUUCAACGUCAUUCAGAAGGAAAUGGCUGGCAUUGUUCGAGGCCCAGCGACUAUUCAAUCCGUCAAGGGGAUUGUCAGUGCCGGACUGGGCAAGAGCAUCCGCUACAGUUCUGCCAAAGUCAACAAGUGGUGGGAGGGCUCAUGA